Molecule: messenger RNA, 1404 nt
Organism: Debaryomyces tyrocola
Lineage: Eukaryota; Fungi; Ascomycota; Pichiomycetes; Serinales; Debaryomycetaceae
Source: the annotation of a GenBank genome assembly
AUGUCAGGUAACAAAGCUAACGAAAGAAUCGAAACCGAUGCGUUCGGAGAAAUCUCCGUUCCAAACGAUAGGUAUUGGGGUGCCCAAAGUCAAAGAUCGUUAGGUAAUUUUGAUAUCGGUGAUGUUAAAAUGCCAGAAUCCAUUGUUAAAUCAUUUGGUGUUUUAAAGAAGGCUGCUGCAAUUGUUAAUGAAGAAAUCGGUGCGUUAGACCCUCUGUUAGCUAAGGCCAUCAAAGAGGCUGCAACUGAAGUUGCGGAAGGUAAAUUGACGGAACAUUUCCCAUUAGUAGUUUACCAGACAGGAUCCGGCACUCAAUCGAACAUGAAUGCCAAUGAGGUUAUUUCAAAUAGAGCAAUCGAGAUUUUGGGCGGUGAAAUGGGUUCAAAGUCUCCUGUUCAUCCAAAUGAUCAUUGUAAUAUGUCCCAAUCUUCAAACGAUACUUUUCCAACAGUUAUGCAUAUUGCAGCCGUUACUGAGAUCAGCAACAAGUUAAUUCCUUCUUUAAAACAGCUUCGUGAUGCAUUUGAUGCCAAGGCAAAAGAAUUCGAAAAGAUCAUUAAAAUCGGUAGAACUCAUUUGCAAGAUGCUACACCAUUAACUUUGGGUCAAGAAUUCUCAGGUUACGUUCAACAAUUAAGUUUUGGUAUUGAACGUAUUCAACAAACCCUUCCAAGAUUAUCAUACUUAGCUCAAGGUGGUACUGCUGUUGGUACUGGUUUGAAUACUUCAAAGGGUUUUGAUGUUAAGGUUGCGAAAGAAGUUUCUAAUCUUACUGGGUUGAAAUUCCAAACUGCUCCAAACAAAUUCGAAGCUUUAGCUGCACAUGACGCCUUUGUUGAAGCUUCAGGUGCCUUAAAUACAUUAGCUGUAUCUCUUUUCAAGAUUGCUAAUGAUAUUAGAUACUUAGGGUCUGGUCCAAGAUGUGGAUACGGCGAAUUAUCCUUACCAGAAAAUGAACCAGGUUCCUCUAUCAUGCCAGGUAAGGUUAACCCUACCCAAUGUGAAGCUAUGACUAUGGUUUGUGCGCAAGUUAUGGGUAACCAUACUACUAUCACUUUUUCAGGUGCAUCUGGUCAAUUUGAAUUGAAUGUUUUCAAGCCUGUCAUGGCUAGCAACUUAUUAUCUUCGAUUAGAUUAAUUGGUGAUGCGUGUAGGUCAUUCAGAGUCCACUGUGUUGAAGGUAUUGUUGCCAACGAGGAAAAAAUUUCAAAGGUCUUAAAUGAAUCCUUAAUGUUGGUUACAGCCUUGAACCCAAAGAUUGGUUACGACAAUGCUUCCAAGGUCGCCAAAAAUGCCCACAAAAAAGGACUCACCUUAAAGCAAUCCUGCUUAGAUUUAAACAUGUUGUCCGAAGAAGAGUUCGACCAAUGGGUCAGACCAGAAAAUAUGCUUGGUCCAAAAUAA